Scaptodrosophila lebanonensis is the source of this 1568-nucleotide messenger RNA. RefSeq lists its product as uncharacterized. The coding region runs from base 200 to 1348 and encodes 382 amino acids. The record is from RefSeq and is a predicted model, not a curated record. NCBI's taxonomy places the organism in Eukaryota, Metazoa, Arthropoda, Insecta, Diptera, Drosophilidae. The transcript has 2 exons.
UCGUGAAGAGUUUUAUUAAAUAAACACAUUUGGCGUUUGUAUUUGAUUUCGUUACUUUUGCGUCAAAAUUUUUGUUUUUAAUCUUUGCAUACUUUGGCCACCAAUUGAAGGAAAAUUUGUUUGUCUUAGCACAUUUGACGCCAACAUCCACAACGCAGUCUGAUAGCCAUUCAGUCACGGAACGGCAUAUUGCAGCAAGAUGCCAGUGACGAGCCCAAGGAAGAACUUGAAUUUCAAGAUCCAAUUGUUGUCGGGUAACAAUGUCGUGUUGGUGGAAUGUCCUGGGUUUGAGAGCGAGUUGUUUAUGCCGCAAAUUGUCAAGGGACGCAUUACUUUUCAAAACAUUAUACCCAAGCGCCGAUGCUGUGAUGCUGCCAACAUGCACACAAAUCCCAUUAUAUUCCCGCGUGGCAUAAGGAGCAACGUCACAAUCACUCCAAUGCGCAACAGUCAGGAACAUUUGAUGCUGAACCGCGAUAAUACCACUGUAAAUACUCCUCUGGCCAAAAGCACGCCAACGAGCCUAACAUCUCUAAGGCUGAGAGCAGGCAAGGAAAAUUAUUUGUCACCGCAAAUGACGCCGGAGCAAGUACGAGCAAGUUGCCCGGUAGCCGAUAUACCAUCAACAGAAGACCUGCAUAUGCUGAAUCUUAGCGCUCCUCGUCUUUCACAAUCAGAGAUGCCUGCUUUCGAUACUGGGGUCGGUUAUACAAGCCAUUCACCGACCGGAAUGGGACUAAACUUGGGAAACGUCAAAUCCAGAGAUCAAAUUGUGUGCGACAUUGCGCGCAAGAUGCAAAUGCCUCUGCGUACUUACUCGCGGCGCAAGCCAAGCAACACAAAUACGACUCCUACAGCAACGACGAACAAACCCAAGCCCGUCUCUUGGUCGCCCCAGAAGAAGAAGAAGGUCUCCACUAAGACCCCGAAUCCUGCUAUGAAAGUGGUAAUACGCACACGUAAACUUAUAGUAGACACCAAGAAAUCUCUUGGACCCCACGACCCUAAUAAAAUAGUGGAAUCCCCCGUAACUAAAAGGAAGAUUAUCAAAAAGCAGGUAUCAGGCAAGACGCGCAAGCAGUUCGAGGCCUUAAAAACGACUGCAUUCGACUUGAUAACUACACCUCUUCACACAAACAUGUCGGGGAAUCUGCAAACACAAUUCAAGCUUGCUUGCGUUAAUAAACGGUCCACAACAUUACCCAAUUAUGCCGAAGUAGCAGCCCUGCCGCCCCUGCAAGUUGACCGUGAGGUAAAAUUGCUGAUUGCAAAGGAGAAACGUCUAAAAAAGGUUAAAACGACGAAGGUUUUGCCCAUGGCAACGUUGCUUAAAGGCAAGAGAAUCUAAAGCUGGCAGACUCCGACCUCAUGUGUAUUUGUGAAAACAUUUAAAUCCGUAGCAUUGGCCUACGCAGUGGAAUUGUAAUGGUUUUAAAUCGUUUUUACAAAUGCUGUUAAGUGUUUUGUAAAUAAUCUUCUGUAUAUGUAGUAAAAUGUACAAAUAUAAUUUAAUGAUCUAUCGUUCUGGCGAUGUGAAAAUCAUUAAUGCAAUAAUGAAGCUAUGUAAA